ACUCCCCUGUGCUGGAAUGGAAGCUCCUCAUGACUGGGGAUUGUCAGGCGCUCAAGAAGCAAGAUAGCCUGUCUGCCACUGAACAAGCAGGGGCUGUCUUAAGCCCUAAAACGUGAUUCCUCACGUGAUCCCAUCCUGACUGUGGUGUCACGGUGGGGCUCACAGCUCACCCAGCCCUGGGCUCACAGCUCCCAGAGCAGCCGGGGACACGGCAGCAACAGCCCUGGUGUCCCAGCCAGAGUGGCCAGACAGGGGACCCGCGUACCUGUCCUAGUGGAGGAUGAAGGAGGGGGAAAGGAGCCCCCUGCUGUCCCAGGACGAUGUGGGCCAGGAGCCACCCCUCUCCAAGAGCAGCCAACUCACUCCGCGCCACCUGGGUCCAGCGCUCCAGGAGAGAUGGGCGUGGAGGCCAGGCCUUGGGGGAGGCCAGGCCCCCUCCCUCCCCUGGGGAAGCAGCUGCCUCAAGUGCCUGACCUUUCUGUCCAACUUCCUCUUCUCUCUGCUUGGCCUGCUGGCCCUGGCCAUCGGGCUCUGGGGCCUGGCCGUCAAGGGGUCUCUGGGGGAUAGUUGGGGGGGCCCCCUGCCCGCAGACCCCAUGCUGGGGCUGGUGCUGGGGGGGCUGGCAGUCAGUGCAGUGAGCCUGGCGGGCUGCCUGGGCGCCCUCUGUGAGAAUGCCUGCCUGCUGCGCUGCUUUUCCGGGGGCCUCCUGGCCUUUCUGGUGCUGGAGGCCUUGGCGGGGGCCCUGGUGGUGGCGUUCUGGGGUCCGUUGCAGGACGGCCUGGAGCACGCCCUGCGCGUGGCCAUCACCCACUACCAGGAUGACCCGGACCUGCGGUUCCUCAUGGACCAAGUGCAGCUCGGGCUGCAGUGCUGUGGGGCCGCCUCCUACCAGGACUGGCAGCGGAACCUGUACUUUAACUGCAGCUCCCCGGGGAUCCAGGCCUGCAGCCUCCCGGCCUCCUGCUGCAUCGACCCCCGGGAAGAUGGCGCCUCUAUCAACGACCAGUGCGGUUCCGGGGCCCUGGGCCUGGAUGAGGAUGCAGCUCAGAGAGUCGUGCACCUGGAGGGCUGCGGCACCCCACUCCGCGGGUGGCUGCGCAGGAACAUGCGGGCGGUGGGCGGCUGGGCGAUCGCGGUGGUGGUAGUCCAGGGGGCGGAGCUCCUGCUGGCCACGCGGCUGGUGAGGGCCCUAGCUGCCCGCAAGGGGGCAGCGGAGAGCUCCGGAGCGGGCGGAGCGGCGGCGCCUGUCCACACAAGCCGUGGCCCACGCGACCUGCCCGCCUCCAAGUCGGCCCCGGAAUGACCGGAAGAGGCUUCUGCCCCCAGACCACCAACUGGCACUGCCCCCUCACUUGCAAACCGCUGGGGUCUGAGUGCAGGCUGACCCGCCGGCCACUGCCUGGCAGUGUCUGCCUCCCACAGAGGGUGCCGGGCUGGAAGGAGGGCUGGAUGAAAAUCCUGCUGCAGAAGCCCCAACUGCAACCCCUGCCUGUGAGGCCCCACCGAAGGGCCCAGCCUAAAAGACCCACCUGUGAUGAUGCCCGCCUCCCACCUGGAUGACCGUGUGGGACACUGCCUCUGAGGUCAUCCUCAGACCCCACCUCCAACUGCCUCCCACCUCCUUCUCAACCACCGAACGACCGCCUCGCAGCCCACGCCUGAGACCCCUUGUCCUGACACCAGCCACCCGCCGUCCUCUGAGGCCACCUCCCCCUCUCCUGUCCACUGUGGUGGUUGGGGUUGAGGCCCAGGCCUCUUUCCAGAAGGCUUUUUGGGGGAGUAAAUUUUACUGAUGAAUCAUUUAUACAGUAAAUUGCACUGAUGUCACGUGGACAGCAUGCGGAAGUCUUACCUAGCUAAACGCCUGUGGACUGCCCACCCAGUCAAGAUCCUGCCGUAGCAGGCGCCCUCGCCCCUCCCUGCAGUCACCUCUGCUGCAGCUUCAUCCUCUUCCCUUAGGUUUGGUGAUGGCUCUGGGUGUUCAGUGAACACCUGAUGACAACUGCGCCUUU
Messenger RNA from Rhinolophus ferrumequinum (greater horseshoe bat), 2012 nucleotides. It is a transcript of the gene TSPAN10, whose product is annotated as tetraspanin 10. The record is from RefSeq and is a predicted model, not a curated record. Gene Ontology annotation, cellular component: membrane. The transcript has 5 exons. Bases 281 to 1303 code for a protein of 340 amino acids. Lineage: Eukaryota; Metazoa; Chordata; Mammalia; Chiroptera; Rhinolophidae.